UUAACCUACACUGCACCAAUACGUUCUAUGCACACAAUCUCUUAGCAGAAAAGUGGAUGAAAAAAGUAGAUAUGCGUGUAUUGGCGGGAAAACAAAAUCGGAGGGAAAUAAGAAGAAAAAAAGAAAACCCUUAACUCAUUUCGUCACUCUUCACUUCCAAUGGCGCAGACCCAAACCCUAUCCUUCAUUCACGAGAUCGAAUCUCUCGUCUCCGAUAAACUUCAAGUGGUUUCGUACAAAUGGCUGAGUCGCAAUUAUAUGGUAUCGUCCGAUGAAGCAAAGAGGUUGCUUCAGGAGUUUGUGCAAAAACAUGAGGGUGGGUUGGAGGUGGUGUAUGCUUUGUCUGGCUGGUUAAAGAGCAACCAUCCUAGUUACCACGUAAGGCUUGUUACCGGGCCAAAGCUUGCAGAAGCACAACAAGAAUUUGAUGGUGAUUGCUCCGUUCAGAUAUAUAGUGUGCAAGCUAGCAUUCCCAAGGAUCCAGCUGUUCUUUGGAAUGCUGAGUUCAUUCAAGCAGAGGAGCUCUUCAAGCAACCUUCCUCGGUUGACAAUUGUUUGAGGGAUAAUAGGUUCUGUGGGAUCUCUAAUUCUUUUGUGCAGCGGAAUGUGGAUGGCCCAACAGUAGUUUUUGCAGCUCCUCAAUCAAAAUCUGUAGGUGAGGGACCAACAAAGAGUGACAUAGUUCAGCAACCUCCUAAAAAUAUAUCACGUGAUUCGAUUGACAAAGUCGAUACCAAACCACAGAGUGUGGUAAAAGAAGUCAAGAGUGAAAGCAAUGGUAUAGGGAAUACUGGAGUUCAUGAUAACAUGAACAAACCUACUGCAGAUAAAGAAAAGGCCCCUCCCUUACCCACAGGCAAAAAGAAAGUACAAGCUGAUAAAAGUGGUUCUGUUAAUGGAGGUUCAUUAGCAAGCCUUUGGGGCCGUGCAUCUGCAAAACCCAAGCCUUGCUCCUCAUCAGCAGAAAAUAAUAACAAAAUUUCAAAUCCUCUUGUAUCUACUGAAGCUGGACAAACUGCUGCUUGUGAAGCAGAAGAGUGUGACAGUGGUAAUGAUGAUAAUCAAGAUGUCUCCUUGAGGAGGUCGUCCAAUAGGAAAAGAAGGGUUGUCUUUGAUUUCUCAGAUGAAGAUGAAGAUGAUGUUGUCAGUUUAGCAUCACCUGAUCUCCCAAAUAAACAAUCAUCUCUAGAUUCUAGACAAAAUGACAAAAAAACAUCAGAGAAAACCACUCUGAAUUUUGAUUUGCAGGAAGAAAAUAAAUCAGGGGUUAAGGAAGAAAGAGCAACUGAGCAAAAAGCUCACCUUCCACUGAGAGAAAAUGUAUCAGCUAUCAGCAGGUGCACAAAUACUGGGAAAUCAUCUUCUGAGAAGUUGCAGAGUGGUGCUCCUGAAGUACAUUUAAAUAAGGAUAGUGUAAACAAUGCCCCUCCAUGUUCACCUAAGAGGAGAAAAGUGAUGAAGACCAGGAUUGAUGAACGAGGGAGAGAAGUAACUGAAGUAGUCUGGGAUGGGGAGGAGACAGAAGAGAAGAAACCUGAUAAGGUUACAACAAAGAAGUCUGACAGUAACGCAUCUACCAAAGCUAUCAAUAGUGCUCCAGCAACUAAGAAGCCACCAGCCAAUUCAAAUGCCAUUAGUGGAAAAGGAGGAAAGAAAGCAGGAAACUCAAAGGAUCCCAAACAGGGCAAUAUUCUUUCAUUUUUCAAGAGAGUUUGAGAACUACACUAAGAAUCACAAUGUUCAAAAGAGAUGAUCCUUUUCCGGGAUCAUUCAGUAAUGCUAGUUCCUUCAUGAUUAAGGGUAUUGCAUUAUGCAGUUCUGGUUCUUUUAGUUGAGGAUUUCACUGUAUCUGGAUGCAGGAUUGGUUGAAAUACCUUGAUGUGUUGUGUUUUCCUCACGCAUUCUAUUGCUAAUAUAACUAAUUACUCUGAUCCUGUUCUUGCCUAAAAAAGUAUAGUUCACCUAGAGGUCCGUGUACAAUGAAACAGGUUUUGAUGGGUAA
This is a messenger RNA of Glycine soja, 2002 nucleotides long. RefSeq names its product DNA polymerase delta subunit 3. The transcript has 8 exons. Gene Ontology annotation, cellular component: delta DNA polymerase complex; nucleus. Gene Ontology annotation, molecular function: DNA-directed DNA polymerase activity. NCBI's taxonomy places the organism in Eukaryota, Viridiplantae, Streptophyta, Magnoliopsida, Fabales, Fabaceae. The coding region runs from base 160 to 1716 and encodes 518 amino acids. Gene Ontology annotation, biological process: DNA strand elongation involved in DNA replication; DNA synthesis involved in UV-damage excision repair; DNA replication. The record is from RefSeq and is a predicted model, not a curated record.